Messenger RNA from Colius striatus (speckled mousebird), 1701 nucleotides. It is a transcript of the gene ZNF622, whose product is annotated as zinc finger protein 622. Gene Ontology annotation, molecular function: nucleic acid binding; zinc ion binding. The record is from RefSeq and is a predicted model, not a curated record. The transcript is spliced from 7 exons. Gene Ontology annotation, biological process: ribosomal large subunit biogenesis. Bases 82 to 1491 code for a protein of 469 amino acids. NCBI's taxonomy places the organism in Eukaryota, Metazoa, Chordata, Aves, Coliiformes, Coliidae. Gene Ontology annotation, cellular component: preribosome, large subunit precursor.
GACGCCUUCCUGCUCGCGCUUCCUGCUCCAGCUUCCUGCUCCACGGCGCCGGCGGCGGGGACUCAUCCCUGGGCGGCAGUAAUGGCAACCUACACUUGCAUCACUUGCCGUGUGGCUUUCAAGGAUGCUGACUUUCAGCGUGCCCACUACAAAACUGACUGGCACAGAUACAACCUGAAGCGUAAGGUUGCUGACAUGCCUCCUGUCACUGCUGAGAACUUCCAAGAGAGAGUCCUAGCGCAGAGAGCCGUGGCAGAGGAGCAGAACAAAAUCACUGCCACUUACUGCACAGUUUGCAGCAAGAGAUUCUCCACCUUCAAUGCCUAUGAGAAUCACUUGAAGUCCAAGAAGCACCUGGAGCUGGAGAAGAAAGCUGUUCAAGCCGUCAGCAAGAAGGUGAAAACAUUAAAUGAAAAGAACCUGGAAAAGGGGCUGGCCCCGGAGAGUGUGAACAAAGAUGAAAUGAACGCAGCUAUUCAGCAAGCCAUCAGAGCUCAGCCCUCUUCCUCUCCAAAGAAGACACCGCUACCUCCCAUGGAUGGCAACAGCUCUCCAGCUUCUGCCAGAAGCACAAGUUUGUCACAGAGCAGAGAGCGGUCAGAAAAACCGCCGCGGCUGCAGUGGUUUGAACAGCAGGCCCGGAAGCUGGCCAAGCAACAGGCAGAGGGAGAGGAGGAUAAAGAGGAAGACUGGGAAGAUAUGGAUUCUGAUGAAGACAUUGGCUCUGAAGAAGAGAUGGAAAGUGUGGGAGAAGAGGAGGAGGAGGAGGCAGAAGCUGAAAGCACUCCCGCUGUUGGGGCCAUACCAGUCACAGACUGCUUGUUCUGUUCCCAUCAUUCAAGAUCUCUCACGAAAAAUGUGGCCCAUAUGACAAAGGCUCAUAGUUUCUUCAUUCCAGACAUAGAGUACCUUGUGGAUCUCAGAGGACUAAUCAAGUACCUAGGAGAGAAGAUUGGCGUUGGGAAAAUCUGCAUCUGGUGCAAUGAAAAAGGGAAAUCCUUCUACUCUACAGAAGCAGUACAGGCUCACAUGAAUGAUAAAAGCCACUGCAAACUAUUUACAGAUGGAGAUGCUGCCCUGGAAUUUGCAGACUUCUAUGAUUUUAGGAGCAGUUACCCUGAUCACAAGGAUGGGGAGGAUGUGGAGGUGCCUGGAGAGCGCCCAGCAGAGAGAGAGUUGGAUUAUGAUGAUGACACCAUGGAGCUGAUCCUUCCUUCAGGUGCAAGAGUGGGGCACCGCUCCUUAAUGAGAUACUACAGACAACGCUUUGGGCUGUCGAGAACGGUGGCUGUUGUGAGAAAUAAGAAAGCAGUGGGUCGUGUGUUGCAGCAGUACAGAGCUCUGGGCUGGACAAGUCAGACAGGGUCAGCCUCUGCUCAGCAGCGUGAUAUGCAGUACCUGCAGAGGAUGAAGUCCAAGUGGAUGCUCAAGACAGGAAUGAGUAACAACGCCACAAAGCAGAUGCAUUUCCGGGCACAAGUCAGAUUCUGAGCCCCCAAGGGAGCUGAACACAACAGGUUUUGGGAAGGGAGAUUUAAUGGUUUCUGGGUCAAGGAUUCUGUUAUGGAAAUGGACUUGGUACCUAUCAGAUGAGGAUGUAUGUGCUGCUGCGCCAUGCUGUCUGUGAGGAGAAGAGCAGGGAGCUUGUCUCUUCAGUGAAAUGAUGGUUGGCCUAACUUAAAUAAAGUAUCUUAAAUGGAA